AUGGUCGAUAGAGCAACAUUAAUACGCGAGGUCUCAAUUAUUUUUCAUGUCGCCGCAACCGUUAAGUUCAACGAGAAAAUAAAAUUGGCGACAGAAAUCAACGUUGGAAGUGUAAAGGACAUAAUAAAUUUGUCGAAAGAAAUGUCAAAACUGAAGAGUGUUGUGCAUGUAUCAACGGCUUAUUCCAAUUGUUUUCAAAUUCCACUUGAGGAGAAAUUUUAUGACCCACCGAUAGAUCCCGACAAGUUGAUAAAUUUGGUGGACUGUAUAAAUGAAAAAUUGCUCGACGAUAUUACCCCACAGUACAUGGUGCACUUAAUUACACUCACACAAUUGUUUGAUUGUAGAUUACUCGGAAAAUGGCCAAAUACUUAUGUUUAUACGAAAACAGUCGCAGAGAAUUUUAUAAAAAAGCAUGCUGAGUCUGUACCGAUUGGAAUAUUUCGGCCGGGAAUCGUGAUAUCAACUUAUCGAGAACCUAUUCAAGGAUGGGUCGACAACGUGUACGGACCAACAGGAAUCACAAUAAAUGUUUUUGUGGGAUUAAUGCGAAUUCACCACUGCGAUAGAUCGAUAAAUGUGGACAUGGUUCCUGGAGAUUUGACCGCCAAUGGAAUAAUCGCUAGCGCAUGGGAGAUUGGAAAUAAUCGAAAUUUACAGUUACGCUUAUGUUUACAAAUCGAUUUGGAAAAAGUAGAAUUGAUAGAAGCUCUUAGGAGGAGGAGGCGGAACAAAAGUAGUUGUUGA
This is a messenger RNA of Vespa velutina, 747 nucleotides long. Its product is annotated as fatty acyl-CoA reductase wat-like. Gene Ontology annotation, molecular function: alcohol-forming very long-chain fatty acyl-CoA reductase (NADP+) activity. The record is from RefSeq and is a predicted model, not a curated record. Gene Ontology annotation, cellular component: peroxisome. Bases 1 to 747 code for a protein of 248 amino acids. NCBI's taxonomy places the organism in Eukaryota, Metazoa, Arthropoda, Insecta, Hymenoptera, Vespidae. Gene Ontology annotation, biological process: long-chain fatty-acyl-CoA metabolic process. The transcript has 5 exons.